Messenger RNA from Cygnus atratus (black swan), 2299 nucleotides. RefSeq names its product HPS1 biogenesis of lysosomal organelles complex 3 subunit 1 (gene HPS1). The record is from RefSeq and is a predicted model, not a curated record. Gene Ontology annotation, biological process: melanosome assembly; vesicle-mediated transport. The transcript is spliced from 17 exons. Gene Ontology annotation, cellular component: BLOC-3 complex. Gene Ontology annotation, molecular function: guanyl-nucleotide exchange factor activity. Lineage: Eukaryota; Metazoa; Chordata; Aves; Anseriformes; Anatidae. Bases 82 to 2283 code for a protein of 733 amino acids.
CGGAGCAGGAAGCGGCGCGGGGCGGGCGGAGCCGCGGGGUCCCGGUGCUCCGGGGUCCCGGUGGCACGGGGGGGGGACACAAUGCGGUGCGUCCUGAUCGCCAGCAGCGCCGCCGAGCUGCUCUUCUACUGGGCUGAUGCCGCCUUCCUCCGCCGGCUCCGGCCGCCCGCCGCUGCCGCCGUGCAGGGCCCGGCGGUGGAGGACAGCCUGAACACGCUGUUCGCGCCCCUCAUCAUCUCCUGCACGGCGCUGCUGGAGAAGCUGUCGGACACCUACACCUGCUUCAGGGCCGAGCACGGGCGGCACCUCCACGUCCUGCACAUGUUUGGGGAUUGCUUGUACAUCGCGGUCAACGGCGACGGGACGGAGAGCGAGGACGACCUGCGCAGGACGCUCUUCGUGCUGCGGCGCCUGGUGGAGGCUCACUGCGGCCUCGUCACGCUCGACUCCCACCUCAUCCGCAAGGAGUUGCGGCCGGCCGAUUCGGAGCAGCGGGAGCACGUCUGGAGCCUGCUGCGGGGCCUGCUGGAGACCUACCUCCGCCUGCGAGAGGAGGACCAGAGCUUUGCUGUGGAGGCCGUGGAGCGGCUGAUCCACCCCCAGCUGUGCGAGCAGUGCAUCGAGUUCCUGGAGAGGCAGGUGGUGCAGUACAUCAACGCCAGCCCCGAGCGCGGCGGGGACGAGGUGGGACAUGCCUUCCUCCUGGUGCACACCAAGCUGCUGGCCUUCUACUCCAGCCGCAACGCCAGCUCCAUCCGCCCCGCCGACCUGCUCAUCCUCAUCCUCCUGGUGCAGGACCUGUACCCCAGCCAGAGCGCCGAGGAGGAGCUUGGCCCCCAGCCUGAAGCAGGGAAGGUGUUGCCUCAAGGACCCAAGAGAAGCGAGAGCAUCCCGGUGAGCAGCCCCAGCUCCCGCGGAGGUGCAGAGAAGGAGUCAGACGAUCAGGACACAGAUGAUCUCUCCACACCCGAGGUUUACUACACGCCCCAGCCCUCGCCGGGCAGACAAAGCACGGGCAGUGAGAGCUGGUCCGAGAGCCCUGAGCCGGCGGCUGCUGGGGAUGCAGACUUUGCGGAUGUCCAGGUGGCAGAGGACCUGCUCCAGACCUUGGAGCCUCUGGUCCCUGAAGCUUCAAACCCCAGGAGGAUCUUCCUGGAUGCCAACCUGCGGGAAGGCUACUGCCCCUUGCUGCCCCACACCAUGCACUGCCUCCCGCUCUGGCCGGGCAUCUCCCUCGUGCUCCUGACCAAGGUGAGCUGUAAGGUGAAGGCAGCGGAGCUGGGCUGGGUCCUGCCUGACCCCUCUCCCUCUUCUACAACAGGGCCCUACGACCCACGUGGCCGUCACCUUGCACCAGCUGCUGGAUGGGUUCUUGCUGCUGGAGAAGAAGCUGGAAGAGGGGCAGGAGGUGGGAGCCCCCCGCAGCUUUCCCAUCCUGACCGAGCUGCGGCAGCGCAUGGACAAGUUUGUGAAGAAGCUGAGCGGGCAGGACAUCCAGUUGCAGAACGCCUGGGUGGAGUUCAAGAACAAGAUAUUCUCCCGCAGCGAGCCUGGGAGCAGCCUGGAGCUGCUGCAGGCUCUGGGCACGGUGAAGCGGCAGCUCUGCUCCGUGUACCGCCAGCUCUUCCUCAGCACCUCCAGCCAGAGCCUGUCGCAGGGCCUGCGGGACCGUGCCCAGAAGCUGAUGAGGGAGAAGCUGCUGGACUGGCGGGACUUCCUGCUGGUGAAGAGCAGGCGCAACAUCACCAUGGUGUCGUACCUGGAGGACUUUCCUGGCCUGGUGCACUUCAUCUACGUCGACCGCACGGCUGGGCAGAUGAUGGCUCCGUCGCUCAGCAUGGCGGAGAAGUCCAGCUCGGAGCUGGGCAAGGGGCCUCUGGCCGAGUUCGUCAAGAGCAAGGUCUGGUCCCUGGUCGCGCUGGCCCGGCGAUACCUGCAGAAGGGCUACACAACUCUGAUGCUGCAGGACGGCGACUACUGCUGCUCCUACUUCCUCUGGUUCGAGAACGAGCUGGGCUACAAGCUGGAGGUGAUGGAGGUGCCCGUCCUCUCCGACGACUCCGCUCCCAUCGGGAUGCUGGCAGGAGACUACUACAGGAAGCUGCUGCGCUACUACAGCAAGAACCACCAGGCAGAGGUGGUAAAGUGCUACGAGCUGCUGACCGUGCACCUGGGCAUCAUCCCCUCCGAGCUGGUGGUCCAGCAGGCCUGCGACUUGGCCCGGCGCCUCUGGGAGCCUUCCCGCAUCCCCCUGCUCUGAGCAGCCCCCGGGGCCGGGAUUAAAGCGGGUGCGGAUGUU